Messenger RNA from Aspergillus ochraceoroseus IBT 24754, 639 nucleotides. It is a transcript of the gene srgA, whose product is annotated as Rab family GTPase srgA. Gene Ontology annotation, molecular function: GTP binding; GTPase activity. The record is from RefSeq and is a predicted model, not a curated record. The transcript has 4 exons. The coding region runs from base 1 to 639 and encodes 212 amino acids. Gene Ontology annotation, biological process: regulation of exocytosis; protein localization to plasma membrane; protein secretion. Gene Ontology annotation, cellular component: plasma membrane; endosome. NCBI's taxonomy places the organism in Eukaryota, Fungi, Ascomycota, Eurotiomycetes, Eurotiales, Aspergillaceae.
AUGGCUGGUACCAGAAAUUAUGAUUUUUUGAUCAAAUUGUUGUUGAUUGGGGACUCUGGUGUGGGGAAAUCAUGCUGUCUUCUACGCUUCAGUGAAGACUCUUUUACUCCGUCAUUCAUCACCACUAUCGGAAUCGACUUCAAGAUUCGCACGAUCGAGCUGGAUGGUAAACGGGUGAAGCUUCAAAUAUGGGACACGGCUGGGCAAGAACGAUUUAGAACCAUCACAACAGCAUAUUACAGAGGAGCGAUGGGUAUUCUUUUGGUUUACGAUGUCACAGACGAACGCUCGUUUCAAAAUAUCCGAACGUGGUUUUCGAAUGUCGAACAACACGCAAGCGAGGGCGUCCAUAAGAUUCUCAUCGGGAAUAAAUGCGAUUGGGAAGAAAAGAGGGCUGUGACAACGGAACAAGGCCAACAACUGGCUAACGAACUUGGGAUACCUUUCCUUGAGGUUUCUGCCAAGAACAACAUCAACAUCGAAAAGGCCUUCUACAACCUUGCCUCUGAUAUCAAAAAGGGCAUGGACACCUCGAAAUCUGAACAACCUGGCUCCCAGGGCGUGGAUAUGGAGGAUCUACACUUGUCUCGGAAAACACCCUGUAUUCCUGCGGAUUUAUUUCAGGAGCCGGUCGACUGA